GUUUUGUCUAUAAAUAUGGAAAGAUAAUUGGAAAUCAAUUAGUUAUCUCGGAAAUCUCUAAAGAUGAUUGCUACACUUCUAUCGAUCACGCUGCUCUUAAUAGCGUAUUCUGUGUAUCUUUUUACCAGAAGAAAGUUUUCAUAUUGGGAGAAGAAGAAUAUUCCGCAUCUACCACCGACAACGAUCUUUGGUAACUAUUCAAACUUUAUGUUACUAAAACAAAACUUGGGGGACAAUACUCUGGAGCUGUGUGAAACAUUCCCUGACGCACCGCUCAUCGGCGCUUACUAUGGAACAGAACCCUCUCUCAUCGUCCAGGACCCGGAGCUGAUCAAACUGGUCACCACAAAGGACUUCUACUACUUCAGUGGCCGUGAAAUAUCCAACCAUUCUGAGGACGAGCCCUUACUACGCAACCUCUUCUCCACCUAUGGCGACAAAUGGAAAGCUAUACGUCAAAACCUAUCUCCUAUUUUCUCCUCUUCUAAAAUAAAGACCAUGUUUCCCUUGAUUGGCAAAUGUUCUCUUGUUUUCGAGGACAUGUUGGACCGAGAAAUCGAAAAAUCGAGCGUACUUGAAGUUAGAACAAUAAUGUCGCGAUUUACAAUGGGUUGUAUCUGCUCUUGCGCGUUUGGCGUUGAAACACUAACCAUGGUGAAAACGGAGAAUAACGUUUUUAAAAUCAUAGGCGAUGUCAUAAUGGACUUCUCAGCAAAACAAGCUACAAAAAUGACGGUCAGAGCUAUUUGGCCAUCGAUCUUUUACGGUUUGGGAUUCAGGCUAUUACCGAAAGAUGUUGAAAACUUCUUUAAAAAACUAUUGACGGAUAUUUUUGAAAGUCGUAAUUACCAGCCUACAAGUCGAAACGACUUUGUUGAUUACUUGUUGAAGUUGCAGAAAAACGACUUGGUUGGUGAAGGCAUGAAGGACUUGAACUCCGACUCAGGACCAAAACUAACUGUGAAGGUUGACGAGGAGUUUUUGUUAGCACAUUGUGUUUUGUUCUUUUCCGCCGGCUUUGAAACAUCGUCGACAUCAUUGACGUUUGCAUUAUUUGAAUUAGCGAAGAACCCUGAAAAGCAAGAUAGAGCAAUUGAAGAUGUGGAUGCAUAUUUGCGUCGUCACGAGAACAAGCUGGAGUACGAGUGCGUCGCGGAAGUCCCGUACCUAGAAGCGUGUGUGGACGAAGCGAUGCGCCUGUACCCGGUGCUGGGUGUGGUGACACGCGAGACUUCGGCGGACUACGUUUUUCCGUCUGGUCUAAAGAUUGAGAAGGGUAUCAGGGUGCACCUGCCGCUGUACAAGUUACAUUACAACCCGGAUUACUUCCCGGAUCCGAAGAAGUACCGACCGGAGAGGUUCUACGGCGACGAGAAGCGCAACAUCAAGCCCUACACGUACAUGCCAUUCGGUGAAGGUCCGAGGAUUUGUUUAGGAAUGAGAUUUGCUAAGAUGCAAAUGACGGCUGGCCUCAUAACGAUUUUGAAAAAGUAUAGACUGGAACUAGCAUCAAACCAGAAGAGGGAUCUAGACUUUAAUCCUAAGUCUAUCAUCACUCAGCCGACCGAGGGUAUCAGACUGAACUUCAUUGAACGGAACGGGUGGCAAACCCGAGUUUUUGUAAAAUAGUAACACGACUAUAAUACUCCUAAUAAAAAGUUUAGUAUUGACUAAAA
Molecule: messenger RNA, 1676 nt
Organism: Trichoplusia ni (cabbage looper)
Lineage: Eukaryota; Metazoa; Arthropoda; Insecta; Lepidoptera; Noctuidae
Product: cytochrome P450 6B4-like
Exons: 2
Coding region: 64-1629 (521 amino acids)
Molecular function (GO): monooxygenase activity; heme binding; oxidoreductase activity, acting on paired donors, with incorporation or reduction of molecular oxygen
Source: RefSeq, a predicted model, not a curated record